GACAGUGACGCCGCCUUCUCGGCUGCGCGCCUGCGCAAUAGUCAAGCGCUCUUACUCCGCGCCGUAGUGACAGAAGCUGUUAGCAUGAAGAGAGCGGCGAGAAGCAGCGAGAGGCAGCCAACGAGCAGCUAACUUUUGAGAAAUGGAGGAGUUCCCAUUACUUCGACCUCGUUGAAACUAAGGGGAGGAAUGUGAGUGUGAGGUGUACACUGUUCCUUGGCCAGAAACUUUUGUUCAUUGCCGUGAACUCACCUGCCAACCUCACCAAGCGUUUGAAAGGAAAACAUGCUAACAUGACGCUUGUAGCUCAGGACCCCCGGGGAAAUGGUGAUAUGUCAAGUCCAAGCACAGACAAGCAGCUAAAACUUCAUUUUCACCAGGUUGUGGUGACACCAGACAGAAGAAAAUGAUGUGUUUGGCAGACAGACUGAAUGGAAAUCACUGGAAACACUAAAAGACAGAGGGCUCCAUCAGCUACGGUUCAUAUCUUCAGAAUAAACCUUGCCCCCUGAACCUGUGCAGCCAGUGGACUUUGCUAAUCCAAAAUGGGUGUCGUCAGCGGGUUGCUGCUGCUGGCGGUGGCGGCUGUCUGCAGUGGGAGUCUGGUUGUGGUGAACUCGGGGGUGGAGGUCACCAGGGGUCGAUCGGUGUUUAUCACGGAGAAGGAGCUGAAGAUCAGCGCGGACCCAACCGUAGACUGUAAGGUGGAGGUGGUGAUGAAUGAACCCGUCACUCAGAGGGUGGGGAGGCUGACUCCACAGGUGUUUGACUGCAGCUUUCUAGAGGACGAGGUGAAGUAUGUCCACAAUGGCAGUCCUCAGCUGAAUGAGGACUCAGUGAUGUUAAGAGUCUACAGGUUCACGUCCUCGGACACCCUAGUGGAGACGGUGGUUCUGCCCGUGUGGGUGGUGGACUCCGGGUCUGGUGUAGUAGAGCUGGGCAGCGCCCCACUGGUGGUUCCUCAGUUUUACGGUUUAUCCAACACCAUCGACAGCUCCGUCCUGAACAUCCGGACCACAGCCCACCUGAUCUGCAUUGUCAGACUGAUGACCACCGACACCAGUGUCCCUGCUCUGGGUCAGCUGGUGAGGGAGGAGGACUCCGCACAGAGGAAAGGCAGAGAGACAGCAACGAUUUGUCCGGGUAACAAACCCUGUCUUCAUCACACCAAGAAGGUGCAUUUUCUCAAAACCAGCUGCCAGGACUUCCUGACCUCCGGACUGAAGUACCAGCACCUCAGCCCUCCAUCACCAGAAAUCGACUACAUCCCCAUCAGGGUGGAGCUGAGGGAGCAGGCCACCAGGGCCUUGCUGGAGACAGAAUCGGUAUGGCUGCCGGUUCUGAUCCAUGGUGCGAUGCAGAACCAGCCUCCUCGGGCUGCCUUCAUGGCCUCCUUCAUCCUGGAGGUGGAUCAGUUCAUCCUCACUCCACUUACCACUGCUGCCCUGGAUGCCAAGGACCAUGAGACACCACAGGAGAGGCUGGUCUUCAAUGUGACAGCCCUGCCAGCCAAAGGCUACAUCACCCACUUGGAUGACCACACCAGGCCCAUCAGGUCCUUCACCUGGCUGGACCUCCAUGAGAUGAAAGUGGCCUAUCAGCCACCAAACAGCAGCCAAUCACACCGCAGCAACUAUGAGGUGGAGUUCCAGGCUAUAGAUGGCUCCUAUAUGACCAGCCCGCCUCUCAUGGUCCACAUCUCCAUCAGGGCAGCUGAAACAAAUGCACCCAGGGUCUCCUGGAAUAUGGGUUUGGACCUGUUGGAGGGUCAGUCCCGGCCAAUCACGUGGGAGGAGCUGCAGAUAGUCGACAGCGACAACAUUGAUGCAGUCUACCUGGUGGCGGUUGAUGGUCCUCUUCAUGGACAUCUUAGUGUCAGAGGGGGCAAGGCAUUCAUGUUUCGAGUACAGGACCUGAGGGACGGUCUGGUCGUCUACCAUCACUCCGACAGUGACACCACCCGUGACCACAUUGUCUUCCGCAUCAGCGACGGUCGUCACAGCAUCCGCCACAAGUUCCCCAUAAACAUCCUGCCUAAAGACGACUCGCCGCCGUUUCUCAUCAACAACGUGGUGGUGGAGGUGCAGGAGGGUGGGGCUGUGAGACUGGAGGAGUACAUGCUGUUAGCCUCCGACAUGGACUCCAGUGACAACUACAUCCUCUAUCAGAUCGUCUCCAGGCCUCAGGCAGGGCAACUGGUCAAGAAGACCUCUGCCCACGAGACAGGAGCUCCAGUGGACACUUUCCUGCAGAGAGAUCUGAUCCAGGGUCAGAUCUACUACCAGCACUCCGGAGAGGAACGGUUCGAAGACUCCUUCGACGUCGUGCUGUCCGACAGCCACCAACCGCCCAACCUCUCCCAAACAUACACUGUGGUGGUCCAUGUCUUCCCGGUGAAGGACCAGCUGCCGGUGGAGGUUCCCGGCAGCGUUCGCUCUCUGACGGUGAAGGAGACGGAGGUGGUUUACAUCACUCAAGCUCACCUCCACUUCACUGACAGAGAACAUCCAGACACGGACCUAACCUACGUCAUCACACGGCCCUGCUUCAGCCCACUGCACCCUGGGCUGAUGGAUGCAGGGCGCCUCUUCUACACAGACAGCACCAACGCCAUGAAGAAAGACCACAUGGUGCCAGUGUUGAAGUCCUUCACACAGCAUGCAGUGAACCACAUGAAAGUGGCCUUCAUGCCUCCUGUGGAAGACAUCGGCCCAGAGCCACUGUCGGUGCAGUUCGUCUUCUCCGUCAGCGACCAGCAUGGCGGCGGCGUCUCCGGCCUCCUCUUCAACAUCACCGUCAACCCCGUGGACGACCGCGCACCAGAGGCUUUUACCAACCUGUUGCGCGUGGAGGAGGGCGGAGGGGCCUUUGUGACAGAGGAGCAUCUCCUGGUUCAGGAUCGGGACACCCGGCAGGAGUUGCUGAGGGUGGAGGUUGAGAGUACGGCUCGCCACGGCCGGCUGGACCUGCAGGGCCGAAUGCUGCUGCAGGGAGAUGGAUUCAGCAUGCAGGAUCUAAGAGGACUGCGACUCAGGUACAUCCACGAUGACUCUGAGACCACUGAAGACGAAGUCGGCCUGAAGGUUACAGACGGUCUGAACUCGGCGGUCGUCGUGCUGCUGAUUCAGGUCCUGCCCAUGAAUGAUGAGCCUCCCCAGCUGGGGGGUGGGCUGCAAGGAGAGCUGAGCUGUGAGGAGGGGGGGCGGGUCCAGGUGACGGUGGACUACCUGUCAGCCACAGACCGGGACAGCGACGACUCCAGGCUGACCUACAUGCUGGCCCGGAGUCCAGGCCGAGGGGAACUGCAGAGAGUCGGACUGACCGUGGACAAGUUCUCCCAGCAGGACCUGCUGCAGGGACACAUCUACUACGUCCACACAGGAGGAGAAAUUGGACCCGAGCCCACGUUUGACACCAUAACCCUCAUCAUCUCUGACGGAGAGGCUGGAGUGACGGAUGGCUGUUGUCACGGAGACGCCCUGCCCCCACCGGUACCUCUCCAUGGCACGCUUCCUGUGUAUGACCUCAACAUCACCAUUCUUCCUGUCAACAACAAAGUCCCUGCCGUCACUCUGGGUGAGUCCAUGCUGGUGGUGGCCGAGGGCUCCUCAGCCUGUCUCUGUGGGGGGGUCCUGGGGGCCUCGGACCCUGACAGCCGCCCCGACCAGCUGACCUUUCACCUGGAGACGCCGCCAUUGCAUGGCUUCCUGGAGAACACGUUGCCAACGCCCGGCUCUGAGAAGAGCAACGCAGGAGUCCGAGUCGAAUCCUUCACUCUCCAGGACCUGACCUCUGGUUUCAUUAACUAUGUCCAAUCGGAGAGCAAAGGGGUGGAGCCAACUGUCGACCAGCUGUCCAUCAGUGUGAGUGACGGGCUGCACCACUCCCCCCCCAUCCCCUUCUACAUCAUCAUCGAUCCAACCAAUGACGAGACGCCAUCUGUGCUGCUCGCCAACUUCACCGUAAAGGAGGGUGGGAUCAGGGAGCUGACUCCGUCCUUACUGAACGGUUUCGACCUUGACAGCCCUCAGGACAUCCUGACCUUCACGGUGGUGCAGCCGCCAGCCCACGGCAGCCUGAUCAACGGCAUCUACGGCGCCGAGACGAGCCGCUACGAGGAGAUGGGAGGCGAGCUCCUGCAGCGGAGCCUCCCCGUCACCUCCUUCACCCUGCAGGAGCUGCGACAGGGGAUGAAGAUCAUGUACAUGCACGAUGACACAGAAACCCUGAAGGACGCCGUGGCUCUACGGCUGACAGAUGGCGUCCACACAGUCCAGGGGACGGCUCAGGUCACCGUGCUGCCGGUCAACGAUGAGAAACCACGGCUGCUCAAGAACGCAGGCCUGGAGGUGGACUCCAGCGAGCGCCGGGUGAUCUCCAGCGUGGCUCUGGAGGCUCACGACCGGGACACGCCCCCAAACCAGGUGUACUACUUCCUCCACGCUGAGCCGCGCUUCGGCAAACUACAGCUCAAGACACAUUCGGGUUGGAUCCAGCUGUCGGCCGGUCAGAACUUCACUCAGGACGAUGUGGAGAUGAACCGUCUGUGGUACGCACACACCGCCGCCGCCAGCGCUGCCGGCUUCAAGGGUCACGACAGCUUCCGCUUCAUCCUCAGUGACCUGGACAACGAGACGCCGGCUCAGAGCUUCUUCAUCUCAGUCCACACAGUGCACAAAGGUGACUUAGUGCUGCGGAUCCAGCCGGUGCGCCUGACGGAGGGGCAGCGGCUCGUCCUGAACACCGACAUCCUGCUGGCGUCGGAUGCAGCCGGUCGUCCGGAAGAGCUGGUCUAUACGCUGUCGGUCCCGCCUCGACACGGUCUCAUCCAUGCCGUCCAGCAGCCCGGAGUCCCGCUGAUGUCCUUCACACAGCUGGACGUGGCGGCACACCGAGUGUGUUACACACACGACAACAGCCACGACGCAGAGGUCGACUCCUUCAGUUUUGUCGUCACCAAUGGCGACACGUCCCGCAGCGGCAGCCUCCACUUCACUAUCGAGCACGGCGACCGCAUCCCGCCUACCCUCCACCGCAACACGGGCCUGCGGCUGCAGGACGGCUCCACAGAGACCAUCACCGCCGACCUGCUGCAGCUCACAGACCCCGACACCGCCGCCGCCAACCUGAGCUUCGUCCUCACACGGCCGCCGCGCUACGGUAAGCUGCUUCUGAGAGGAGUCCCGCUGUCCCCGCCGCUCAGCUUCACCCAGACGGACGUGGAUGAGCUGAUCCUGGCUUACCGACACGACCCGAGCAGCCCGGCGGACAUCGACGGGUUCUACUUCCUGCCGAGUGACGGGAAGAACAGAGGAUACCUGGAGUUCGGACAGCUGACAGAGGAGCCUGCUGUGUUUGACAUACAGGUUGAUCGGGUGGACAGGACGCCUCCCAGUCUGACCACCAGGCGCAGUCCCAGCACUGUGGUUGCCCUGGGCGACGGGCGUUACGGCAUUUUCAUCACCUCCAAACACCUGCAGGCGUCGGACUGCGACAGUCCCACAGAGGAACUGGAGUUCUCCAUCACCAGACCGCCACACUUCGGCUACCUGGAGAACGCUGUCACAGGAGCUUACAUCAAAGGACGUUUCACUCAGCGGGACAUCAGCCAGCGCGCCGUGGUGUUUGUCCUCCCAGCCGACGUGGAGGUGACGGCCGACAGCUUCCAGUUCCGCCUCAGCGACCGGGCAGGAAACGCGGCGCUGCCUGAGAUACUGGAGCUGUCCUGGUCUCGGGUCGAGUUGUCAGCGACCUGCUACAGAACCUGCGAGACGGCAGGGACACUUCAGAUCCAGAUCCAUCGCAGUGGGAAGAGCGUCGACCCAGCGUACGUUGGUAUCCAGGUGGAGGAAGGAUCGGCCAAACCCGGCAGAGAUUUCACUCACAGCACGGCGGCUCUCGUCCAGUUUGACCCAGGAGUCACCGUGAAAACCUGGAACGUUUACCUGACAGAUGACGGCCUUGAAGAGAACCACGAGACCUUCACUGUCAGCCUGAAAAACCCCAAAAACGCCAUCCUGGGGCAGAGGACCUCCGCCAGCGUGGAGAUCAUCGACCCCAGAGGAGGAAGGUGUGACCCAGAUGACCUGAAGGUGGAGGAGAACGAGAAGCGACUGCCCGCUCCUCCCCCUGGCCUCCCGGUCCCUCCCGGACCGGAGGAGGAGGAUCCGGUCACCGACAUUGAGGCGGAGCUGCUGUGGGAGAACCAGCCUCAGCCUCCCCGGGGUGAUGUCCCAAACCGCCGGCCCUACCUGGACUACGAAGACGGGGACCCACAGGACCAGGCAGCCCCCGGUUUCAGCCACAACCACUACAGGCAGCUGCCAGGAGCCAGCACUGGGAACGCUGGACUCAGGGUCAGACAUGGAGGACUAAAGGUCCGUCUGUCAGGAGACAGGAGGUCUGAGGACAAAGUCUGGACGACUGUCCUCCCCCUCCGUCAGUUCCACAGUCUGACUCCUCUCCGGCUGGAGGAGGUGAAGCCUGGUGACUUCGGGUGGAGCCUCUCGCCUCACAGUCACCUCCUGAAGGAGCUGCCAGUGGGGGACCCUCCUCAGAUGGAUCGUCCAGAACCCAGACUCCACCCAGAGCUACGCCAACGCAAGACCGGGAAGUCUGUCAGCAGCUUGUGUCCUGACGGCUGGACUCACUACAGGAGACGCUGUUACACGCUCAGCUCGUCCGUGGCCAGCUGGGCGAGCGCCGAGCAGAGCUGCUCACUGCUGUUCAACAGCAGCCUGACCAGCAUGCGCUCCAGACGAGACAUGACCUGGCUGUGGAAGUUCGCAGGGAGGAAGCCGUUUUGGAUCGGUCUGUCCGGAGGUCCUGGUCGCUGGAUGUGGACUGAUGGUCGGUCAGUGUCCUUCUCCAGACUGAGGGGGGCGCCGGUGGGCCGCAGUGAGUCCGGCGAUGACUUGGCUUGCGUGCUGGUCGAGAACCCCAGAAGCUGGAUCUCCACAAGCUGCUCGACCGACACUCAGCACACCUUCAUCUGUUCAUCAGCGGCUCACACCCACUGAGACGCUCACAACAUUCACUGUUAGCCGUCACAACGGCCUCUGUGGACAAAUACACACUGAUGCUGCUCUGGAUUAGUUUUCAUAUUUUUGUCAUAAUAAAAAUCGUUGCACAAACUGAAA
This is a messenger RNA of Scatophagus argus, 7139 nucleotides long. It is a transcript of the gene frem1b, whose product is annotated as Fras1 related extracellular matrix 1b. The record is from RefSeq and is a predicted model, not a curated record. Lineage: Eukaryota; Metazoa; Chordata; Actinopteri; Scatophagidae. The transcript has 36 exons. Gene Ontology annotation, cellular component: membrane. Gene Ontology annotation, biological process: cell communication. The coding region runs from base 546 to 7019 and encodes 2157 amino acids.